Molecule: messenger RNA, 2070 nt
Organism: Vollenhovia emeryi
Lineage: Eukaryota; Metazoa; Arthropoda; Insecta; Hymenoptera; Formicidae
Gene: Tsen2
Product: tRNA-splicing endonuclease subunit Sen2
Exons: 5
Coding region: 480-1817 (445 amino acids)
Biological process (GO): tRNA splicing, via endonucleolytic cleavage and ligation; tRNA-type intron splice site recognition and cleavage
Cellular component (GO): tRNA-intron endonuclease complex
Molecular function (GO): nucleic acid binding; tRNA-intron lyase activity
Source: RefSeq, a predicted model, not a curated record
GAGCGUGAAAAUAUAUUUUCCUCGUUCUACAGUAUUUAAAAGAUGCAUUUGAAAUCCCGCAUAAAAUAAUUUUUAUGUAAAGUACUCAGUAAUAUUUAUUUCUAUAGGUUAACGUUGCAUCUCUCCGUCUUGUGGAAAGUUAAUUGUCGUAUUUUUCUUAUGUAAAGUUAAUUGUUAUAUCUCUUACGUAAAAAGAGAAGUUACAUUUCUUACGUAAAAGGAAAAGUCAUUGCUUCGCUUUGAAAUUUAUUAAUUCUUUUUAAUCGCGAAAUCUUUAUUUGAUUUCUGAAAUUUAUUGUAGAUUGCUUAUAUUAUACUGGAAUGAAUUGCGAGGCACUUAAAUUAAUUUCUGUCGUUAACAACAAUUAAUAAUGCUGUGCAAGAAUGUGUUGAUUCUUUGCAGUGGAUACUUGGCGAUAUAUUUACAUGUAACAAUUGCUUUUCUAAACCUCGCGCUGUCGUCCGUUUGUAGUUGAGACAUGAAUUUACGAGAGCCGAAGAAGAAAAGAACGAAAUUGAAGCCGCAGUUGCCAUUUCCCAUCCCACUGAACGAAACGGAAGAAUGGCCAGUGUACACGGCGCAUCUCACAGAUAUAGGCUCAUGCAUAAUUGAACCUGAAGAGAUGACUGCGGUGCAUUCUAUGGGGUUUUUCGGCAAGGGAUCGCUGUCGCGUAGCUAUCCGUCGUUUGGCAAAGCGAGGUACGGAGCACCGCCAGUUGUUCGAAACAGGCAAUGGCUUUGCAGACAAAAAUGGCUCAAGGAAGUCAAUGAAUUGAACACUACCGAUUUCAAAGUUACAGAUGCUAAAGCAAUUGCUCAAUGCGAGGAAGAAAACAUCCCGGAUGAAGAGAACAUCGGCGACGUCGUUGAGAUCCCAUCGAAUUCUAUCGCAAACGGGAGCAAGCCGAGAAACGAGAUGGACGCGAAGAGCAUCGAGAUCGAUGAAGUCACCCUAGAUUCCGCGGAGGAGGACGAUAUAUGCGUCAUUGUCAAUAGAGACUCGGAUAAAUAUAAUGCGGAUAGUAUCAAGACAGGAAGUUCAGCGAACGCUCACGACAAUAAGAACAGCAGUGAGGAGAGGAAAGACGAGGAGGAGGAAGAACUCUGGAAAUUGAAUUAUUAUGAUUUCAAGAGCGACUGCAUGAACGAGGAUGACAAUCAGCACGGGAAACUUUUGGUGUUGCCGGACAGCGAUUCGGACACCGAGAAUUAUUUGAAAAACAUCAAGCCGAGAAUCGAGAGCGAGGGCUUCCCCGUUCGAGAGGCUCUGCACCUCACCUUCGAGGAGACCUUUUUCUUGCUCUUUGGAUUAGGUUGCCUGCAGGUGAUCCACUUCGACGGUAGUCUGCUGGACAUCAACAGUGCGUGGUUAUACUUUUGCAAGGAGAAGCCGGACUUCUUACAGAAAUAUGUAGUGUAUCAUUAUUAUAGAAGCAAAGGUUGGGUGGUCAAACCCGGCAUUAAAUACGGCGCCGACUUUUUGCUUUAUAAAGAUGGACCACCGUUUUAUCAUGCUUCUUACAUCGUUAUAGUAGAAGUAGCAGACGCGGACUCUUUAGUUAUAGAUCCUACCAUGUCCUCGCGAUCUAUGACGUGGAACAGUUUGAUCGGAUUUGAAAGGCUGUCCGAAACUACUGCUAAGGAAAUACUUUUCGCGCAAGUUUUGUGGCCGUCGUCGGUAUCUCGGGAUAUCAGCGGAACUAGUCCCGAAAUACUUUCCGAGUUCACCGUGAGAGAGUUACUCUGGCGUCGAUGGAAUCCGAAACAGCAUCGGGAAGAUGUUCCCACCGAAGAGGAGGACGACGAUUCAUGCUGAAGGAUUUUCUAACCGUUUACGUAUCAUGGAAUUUCUUUUUUAUCUUACAAUGAUUGAGCUGGGAAUUUCUUUUUUUUUAUCUCAAUGAUUGGGCUGUAAAUUAUUUUACAUAUAAUCUUUUUACUAUAUUAACACCGCGUAUAUUUUAUAUAUAACUUUUUUUAUUCACACGUUUCAUGCCCAACUAAUUUUAUGUGAUUUGCGAAAGGAAAAGGCCUAAUGUACAAAAUGCAAAACAAAGCAAAUAUUUUUA